AUGGAAUUUCCAGGAGCCGGCCAUCUCCCAUCAGCGGUGGAGCUGGCGAAGCUCCUCGUUGACCGCGACCACCGUCUGUCAGUAACCGUCGUUAUCAUCCCUUCAUUAUACGGCGACAACACCUCUUCUUCCUACAUCUCCGCCGCGUCUGAUGACCGUCUCCGGUAUGACGUCAUCUCCGUCGACGACCAGCCAACCUCCGUUCCCAUGUACAAUUUGUUCACCUUCAUCGAGAACCAGAAGCCAAAGGUGAAAGCUGCGUUGGCCAAACUCGCUGGCCCGACUCGGCCCGGUUCGGGGCCUCGACUCGCCGGCGUCGUCAUGGACAUGUUCUGUAUGCCGAUGAUCGACGUCGCGAACGAACUCUGCGUCCCGAGUUACGUCUUCUACACCUCGAACGCUGGGGUUCUCGGGCUGUGCUUCCACGUUCAGCGUCUCUACGACGAGAGCGAAUACGACGUCGAUGAGUUCAGAGACUCGGAUACCGAGUUGGACGUGCCGAGUCUAACUCGUCCUUUCCCGGCUAAGUGUUUCCCUUCGGCGAUGUUAAACGAUCGCUAUCUCCCGCUUAUGUUGGGACAAAUCAGAAGAUUCCGAGAAACGAAGGGUAUUUUGGUAAAUACGUUUGAAGAGCUCGAGCCCCAAGCGCUGAGAUUCCUCGCCGGCGGCGAGACUCCUCCGGCAUAUGCUGUGGGACCACUCUUAGACCUAAAAUACGACAGCCUAGAAUCCGGCGGCGAGAAGAAAGCGGAGAUCCUACGGUGGCUCGAUUCGCAACCGCCCAGAUCUGUGGUGUUCCUCUGCUUCGGGAGCAUGGGAGGCUUCGGUGAGGAUCAAGCCAGAGAAAUAGCCGUCGCGCUCGAGCGAAGCGGCCACCGAUACCUCUGGUCCCUCCGCCGCGCGCCGCCGAAGGGGACGAUGGGACCUACCGGAGAUUUCACGAACCUCGACGAGAUUCUGCCGGAGGGAUUCCUGGAUCGGACGUCGGCGAUCGGGAAGAUAAUCGGAUGGGCUCCACAGACGGAGGUGCUAGCGAAUCCGGCGAUCGGAGGGUUCGUAUCGCACUGCGGAUGGAACUCGAUACUCGAGAGCCUCUGGUUCGGCGUCCCGACCGCGACGUGGCCGCUCUACGCGGAGCAACAGUUCAACGCGUUCGAGAUGGUGGAGGAACUGCGUUUGGCGGUGGAGAUCAGGAUGAGCUUCCGGGGAGAUUUCAUGGCAGCGGAGGCGGAUGUCAUGACGGCGGAGGAGAUCGAGAGAGGGAUCAGGUGUUUGAUGGCGCAGGAUAGUGACGUGAGGAGGAAGGUAAAGGAAGUUAGCGAUAGGUGCCACGUGGCGAUUAUGGACGGUGGAUCUUCGCACGCUGCACUUGGGAAGUUCAUUCGAGAUGCGGAGGAGAAUCUAUCUUAGA
This is a messenger RNA of Tarenaya hassleriana, 1411 nucleotides long. RefSeq names its product UDP-glycosyltransferase 71B2-like. NCBI's taxonomy places the organism in Eukaryota, Viridiplantae, Streptophyta, Magnoliopsida, Brassicales, Cleomaceae. The transcript has a single exon. The record is from RefSeq and is a predicted model, not a curated record. Bases 1 to 1410 code for a protein of 469 amino acids. Gene Ontology annotation, molecular function: UDP-glycosyltransferase activity.